Molecule: messenger RNA, 2196 nt
Organism: Tetranychus urticae (two-spotted spider mite)
Lineage: Eukaryota; Metazoa; Arthropoda; Arachnida; Trombidiformes; Tetranychidae
Product: sulfotransferase 1B1
Molecular function (GO): sulfotransferase activity
Source: RefSeq, a predicted model, not a curated record
CCGAUUAACCAGAUUAUUGGGUUUAGAUAAUGACAAUGGGUAAACACAAUAGAUAAGCAACAAUUUAUACAUGCUAAUCAAAUUGAUUAUCAGCUAGCCAACAGUUGCCAGGUAAAUCCUUUUUAGCUCAUAUCUUUUUUCUGGUUCACCCAUAAAUCUGGUUAGUCUUUUCCUUUGUAUUUUUUUUGCCUUUACUUUUUCCCCACUUUUUGCCGUUAUCAUCUCACUAUCUCAUUGAGCCAAUGAUGAUAAAUAUUGUUCAUCAAUUGUUAUAACUUGAUUACUUAAUUGCUGUGAGUAUCUAGAGUACGGUUCAAUAUUGUACAACAAACAAGAGUCAAUUUAUAUUACAAACGUCAACCUUUUCCGAGUCUUGAUUUAGCUUUUCUACUUUGCCUCAUUUUGCCUUCACAUUUUUUUUGUUGCUGGUAAAAGUAGAAAUUAAUUUUCCAUCAAAUUAUUGUUCAAAACAAAUCAUCAUCAACCCUGUGUUCAUCCAAAUUAUCGGCAAACACAUUCAUCACUACCAUCAUCUUGAUCAACAACAACAACAUAAUUACCAGUCAACCAAUGAACCAAACAAAAAGUGUCUUUAUACUUCCAUUGAAUCAAUGUUUUGUAAUUUGUGUGUUCAAGUAAAUUAUAACCUUCAUAGAGUGUCAUUACGCCAUUUGUGUUGAUCACCAAAAAAAACGUAAAAAAUUUUUCGAUAUUUUACUUUUCUCUACCUUUAAUGUUUGUUAUUGAAUGGUUUUAUACUAAUCUCUUGUGACCUCAUUAAUCCCGUCAACUUUUGUCCAACCAUUUUGGCUACUCAAGUACAGGUAACCUUUAAUUGAGCAAGAAAAAAAGUGUCAAGAGUGACAAAUAACUAGCAACAAAAUCCAAGAAUUAAAAGCAUAUCUAAAAGCACAUCGAAAGGUAACAAACUACAAAUGACCAAAUCACGAGGACUGAACAGAUAUGUGAAAAAGGUUUCGAUACCUUUUCUAUACUCUAAUCCAAUCGGUAAAUUUUUAUUAACUGAAGAGGUUGCCAACAUUUGGACCCACUUUAAGGAUCCUUAUAAAAACAAUGAGCUCGUUAAGCGAGCCAAAGAUGUCUUGGAAGACAUUAAGGAUCCCUUGAGACGCUAUUAUAUAUCAACCAUACCUCAAGCCAAGUUUUAUAAAGGUUUACUCCUUCAGGGUUACAUGAUAUCACCAAUGUUUCUCUCCAACCUGGAAGACUUGACCAUUCACAGUGCAGAUGUUUUCCUAGUCUCCUACCCACGGUCAGGCACAACCUGGACCGAAGAGGUUCUCAGUUGUAUCAUAUCUGAUGCUGAUCCAGCCUACCUAUCCAUUGAUCUACACGAGCGAGUGGUUCACCUCGAGGUUGGAGCUCCUUUCCGUCACGAGUCCAUCGUUGAGACACUCGAUUCACCAAGACUGUUGGCCACUCACCUUCCCUUUCAAUACUGUCCCAAACAGUUGAGAAACUUGAAGUGCAAGGUUAUUCUAGUGUUGAGGAAUCCUAAAGAUCAGUUGGUUUCGUAUUAUCAUUUCCAUGAGACUGCCGGUUUCCUUGGAGGUAAAAGGCAUCCCUGGAACAAAUUUUUUGAAUGCUAUCUGCAGGGUCACCUUGUCUAUGGAUCAUGGUUUGACCACACAAAGACUUGGUGGGAAGAGGCAAAGAAACAUCCAGACAAGAUAUUGGUCAUUACAUACGAGGAAAUGCAAACUGAUUUGGCUAAAAUGGUAAAAAUAAUUGGCGAGUUUCUUGGUAAACCGGUAAAGGAGGAAACAUUACCCAAGAUAAUUAAUCACUGUUCAUUCAGUACCAUGAAACGAAACAAGGCAGUCAAUCGAUCCGAGGUUCCAGUCAAAGGAUUGUUUGACAAUCAAAGUAAAAGCUUCAUGAGAUCUGGAAGGAUUGGAGAUUGGAUGUCACACUUUUCACCGGGACAAGUGGAAAUUUUUGAUGAAAUUUACGAGGAAAAAAUGGCCGGCACUGGACUUACAUUGACUUUUACUGCUGAAGAGACGAGUCGGGUUAUGGCUGAAAAGGGUCGAGUCAUUAAUCAAUUUGUUGAUUGUAAACCAAAUGCAGAGGAAAAGGAAAAUUUAUAAAAAUUUUUGCUCUUAUUGUAAUAUUUAUUAUCUGUUAUUUAAACUGUUUUUUGUUUGACAAAUAAAUGCUUUUCAUUAAUUUACA